This is a messenger RNA of Knipowitschia caucasica, 357 nucleotides long. NCBI's taxonomy places the organism in Eukaryota, Metazoa, Chordata, Actinopteri, Gobiiformes, Gobiidae. The record is from the annotation of a GenBank genome assembly.
AUGAGGGCCACGAUGAUGCUGCUGUUGUUGUCGGCUCUGGCGCCGCUGGGCUGCGAACUGACAGACUUGUCCCUGUGCCCACGUGCUCUGGACUGCGCCCGUUUGGGGAGGCACUUCUGUCGGCCCGGGACCUCGCGCUGUGGCCGCUGUCUGCAGCCUCUGGUGCAGGACUCCAGGGGGCGCUGUGUGGUACGCAGGAGACAGCCUCACCACGCCACGCAGGCCCCAUGGCUCACCACACUCAGUCACACAGGAAAGAGCUCGUUUGUGGAGCUGGAUGAACAGAUCGACACACUCUCCGCCUUCAUCAGCGAACAGAGGAGCGACGUCACUCUCACUGGCAGCUUUAGCACUUGA